This is a messenger RNA of Actinia tenebrosa (Australian red waratah sea anemone), 3840 nucleotides long. RefSeq lists its product as uncharacterized. The record is from RefSeq and is a predicted model, not a curated record. Lineage: Eukaryota; Metazoa; Cnidaria; Anthozoa; Actiniaria; Actiniidae.
GGUGAUUUCAACAACGCGACAAGUGAAAGUCAUUACAUAGUGUUGUCAUGGUGAAGACUCUGUUGGUAGUGGUUACCUUGGUAACGUUUCUGACGGAAAAUCUAUGUAAUCAGCAACCUGGAUUGAACAGCAAGCACCAGGUCCGUCAAAAUGGCGCUGAACAUCUUUACAACUAUCCGGCUUUGAAAAACCAUAACGAUCGAUCUGUUCCUCGCGUCAGCAAUAAUGUGCCAAACAACCAAAUUUAUUGGAACAACUUUUUGAACAAGGUUUCUUUAUCAGAUGGAGGUAACCGAAAGGACAAGAAUCAAUUUGCUAAUAUCAACCCCAAUGAGACAAAACGCGAAAACGACAGUUUGAAGUUGCCAAAACAACAGAGAAAAAAUCUUCUUGCAAAAGUCAUCAAGAAGACUUCUAUCAAUCCAGAAGCAAACCCAGCUAAUGACGAUGUGACGGCAUCGAAAAGGGUGGCUCCUGUUGUAACGGGCGCAUUAACAAAGUUGGCGGGAAACGAGAAGGUCCAAGAAGCCGUAGUCGAUAAAGGAAUCGAAGUAGCGGGAAAACUGGUUGACAAAUACUUUGAAAAUAUUGACGAAGCUCAAAAAAAAUCCUCAGAAUUUCUUAAGAAACAAAUUAAACUUGAUAUAAUGCCAGACAAAGGAUGGGAAACUGAAGAUAUGUUUGUUCCUCCUGGAUACCACAUCAAUGCCGAAGUUGAAGGUUCAGAACCAUCAACCGGUGCUGAUGACACGGUACAACCCUAUAACUACCCGGCAGGCAUUGGGGGUGUAUUAAUGAAUGGUUGCUGGGGAACUGAUUAUAAAGAGGGAGACCCGUGUUAUAAUGCGAUGGAAAAAACUGAGCAGUGCAGAGAUAUGAUUGAUGGUGCUGCAUUUAUUGGUGUUGGUUUUGAUGGUCGUGGUCAAUACAGCCCUGAGUCCAGGAAGAUGAGUAUUAUCCAGAGAAGCUGUGGUGGACAUUCAUCAUAUGAUAAUCUUCAAGUGCCAGACACGAUGAACGUUCACGGAAUCUACGAUACUAGUGCACACAUGACCGUAUUUACGUCACGAUCUGAGUAUCAAAAGUAUUUACAAAAUGAAGCAGGAGUGUCAGGGUCCGUCUUGGGGUUCUACGCUGGUGUCAAGACUGCGUGGGGAAGCUCCGAAAGCGGCGCAAAACAAACCAAUCUUGCCAUCUUUGAUAUCGAUGUGGACAGAUACGAGAUUUUUCAAGAUGAAGUCAAGCCACAGGAUCUGAGCAGAAGUUUCUUAAGAGAAUUUAUUAACCUUCCAAACUCCUAUUUUGAACCUGGAGCACCAGCUAAAUUCCAGGACUUCAUUCUUCGGUGGGGAACUCACUACACCAAGUCUGCCAGAUUUGGUGGUCAGCUGGAACUACGGAAGACACAAUUGGCAAGCAUGACCGCCAGCAAAGAAGAAUUUGCCGAAGAGAGUGAGACUGAAUUCAAAAGUCUGUUUUGGAGUGCAGGAGCAAAAUCAAGCACCAAAUCUGGCAGCUCGUCUAAAUCGCAACGAAACUACAUGUCUACAUCUGUAGUUGUGCAAGGAGGAAGUCAGAGAAUAGCAGCGGUGAUUUCUGAUAUGUAUUCACCUACAUUCAAGACUGAAUUCACAGCUUGGCUUGAAAGCAUCCCUGCCUACCCCAAGGCCUUCAAGUUCCUUAUGGGAUCUGUCACUGAUCUGUUGAAUUUCCGUGGCAAUGAUUUGUUUCCUGACGAAACCAUCGUAUGGGGAUGCGAAAUCAAUAAAGACAAACUAAUUAAUGACGAAAAGUCUGGCAAGAGCUACUACAUGAAUCAAAAUAAAAGAGUUUACUGUGAGUUCUCGAGUCGAGAGGAGAUGGAAUACAGUUUAAAACGCAAACGCGUGAGUCUGAAAAGAGCGAUUGAAGUCUACAUGGAAGAGGGCACCAUGUCCAUAUCUGAUGUCAGUCUGCCCGCUGGAGAAGCCGGGUGCCAAAGUAGAAACCCUGAAUAUCAAUCAGAAACCACGAAGCCUUCCUGGGACGAGAUGACAAAAAAACACAAACGCUUUCAUGUAAUUUUUGACAUGCUGAAAGACCUCAGAGGGGCUAUUCAUGGUGGCAUAGAUAUCCCAAAGUCCAUGUCAAGAAUCGUUCAAUUCAGUCAAGGAAAAUGGUAUACAACAAAUGAAAAUGGAGAGUUUCAUAUUUAUGAUGGUUUUAACAAUGGUGGAAGCGGUGACAAAACAAAUAAGAAAAUCUCCAUAUUUGGUCUCGUUCUGCAGUAUGACGAAAGCGAAGGUAGUCUUGCUCUAAACCAAGCAGAUUAUGCAGUAUCUCAAAGGUAUUUUCCAGAACUUAGUGAAAUUUUGAAGGGAAGACAGCUCGCAAGGGUCGAGUGGCCAACAGCUAAUUCUUUCACGAAAAGUAAUCAACGUGCUUUAGGGCAGUUACCGUGUAAUCUCCAGUGGUCCAACGGGCUCAGGUUUGACCCAAGUGACCGUAAUGGCAAAUGCCUUCAUUUCACAGCUUCUACCAAAGGUGCUCUGUAUGUAGUUUUCUCGGCAGUUCCCAGUAACAAAGACGCCUGGUACUACGUCGAGAUAUCACCAUUUGGAGUUGCCAUCUACAAGUCACAACGACUUAAAGUAUCUACUGUCAAUACCAAUGCUGUAGCCCUAGGAGACGCCCUCUUGUACCAGUCAUACUUUGUCUGUGUUACUGAGUCACCAACAAGUACCGUCAUUGAGUAUGGCAAGUCCCAGGGCACCACCGACAGUGGAGAUGUCUACUUGACCAUGAUCGAUCACGAUCAGCCGCUACAUGUUCGCUUUUAUUCCUUUGCUAAUGGAGAAGAAUCAGCACAAAUAGUAGACUCUCAUGUUGUAUCUCGUAAGCUAACCGCCGCAGACUGUAAAGGAGAUACGUACAGAGAUAAGGAGGAGCCAAACUGUGUACAGAGAUGUCACGAAGCUUGUGCCCCUUUAGCAGGAUGCAAGUCUCAUUCGCAAGGUAACCCAAAAGCGUCUGAAUGUAAUGAAUGUCGCUACGCAAAAGAUCAGAGUGAUGUCUGUAUUACCGAGUGUCCUGCUGGACAAAAGCCAAAUAAACAAAAAAACUGCAUGGAGUCUUUCGAUUUGAAAUUCAAGCAGGAUACAGGAUUUGAAGAUUCCGACAUAACUGGCUUUCCAACCCUAAACGAGAUGGCCAUCUGCUUUUGGAUUAACUCCCAAGGCGCAGAGGACAAUCAUUAUGUUGUUUUGAAUUACGUAAACAAGGGUGAAGCUCACACCUUGUUCCAAAUCAAUGCUGUUGUAAAGCGCGACGUGAAAAUAAGUUAUUAUAUUGGUGAAAAAGGUAAACAACCUAAUAGUGGACGCUUUCUGAAAUUCAAAAAAGACGACAAAUGGCACCUAUACUGUGUCAAUAGAGAGAGCAGCACAGGCAUCAUGAGUCUUUUCAUUGAUGGAAAAAACGUCCUCCGCCCUACUAUUACUCUCAUCGAACAGCCGGGAAGAGUUCCAGAGGCUGGAGGAACGAUGCAUUUGGGAGGAUUCAGGGAUAAAAAUUUCCGUGGCAAGAUAUCGGGUGUCAAUAUUUGGAACAGAUUGUUAACGGAAACUGAAAUUUCCAAAAUGGCAGAAUCCUGUGGCGACGCUGCAGGGAAUGUCAAAGACUGGUUUGACAUCAAGAGUGAGCUGACAGUCAGUAAAUACACUUUAACCGCUCCCUCUGCUUGUAGGGCUAACAACUGAGAGUCCAAAGAGCCGUUAGAUUCUGAAGACCUCGAAGCAGCUUUGCCAAUGAAAUGUAACAGAAUAUCGAUAAUCAAAAUAAAAGCUAAAUGUUAGAUGGAAA